Messenger RNA from Procambarus clarkii (red swamp crayfish), 1140 nucleotides. NCBI's taxonomy places the organism in Eukaryota, Metazoa, Arthropoda, Malacostraca, Decapoda, Cambaridae. The record is from RefSeq and is a predicted model, not a curated record.
AUGAUUGUAUUUGAUUGUAUUGGUAGUGAUUGUAGUGAGAGUGAUUGUAGUGGUAGUGAUUGUAGUGGCAAUGAUUGUAGUGGCAAUGAUUGUAAUGAAAGUGAUUGUAGUAGCAGUGAUUGUAGUGAUUGUGGUGACAGUGAUUGUAGCAGCAGUGAUUGUAGUGACAGUGAUUGUAAUGGCAAUGAUUGUAGUGGUAUGACUAGGAUUCCAGUUACAGUUAUUGUAGCAGCAGUGAUUGUAGUGACAGCGAUUGUAGUAGCAGUGAUUGUAGUAGCAGUGAUUGUAGUGACUAGGAUUCCAGUUACAGAUAUUGUAGCAGCAGUGAUUGAAGUGACAGCGAUUGUAGUAGCAGUGAUUGUAGUUACUGAUUUUAGUGACAGUAAUUCAUAUAUCAGUGAUCAUAGUGACAGUGAUUGUAGUGACAGUGAUUGUAGUGACAAUGAUUCCAGUGGCAAUGAUUGUAAUGACAGUGAUUGUAGUGACAGUGAUUGUAAUGUGAUAGUGAUUGUAGUAGCAGUGAUUGUAGUGACUGAUUGUUGUGACAGUGAUUCUAGUGACUGUGAUUGCAGUGGUAGUGAUUAUAGUAGCAGUGAUUGUAGUGACAGUGAUUGUAGUGACAGUGAUUAUAGAAGCAGAGAUUGUAGUGACAGUGAUUCUUGUGUCAGUGACUAUAGUGACAGUGAUUGUAGUGAUAGAGAUAAUAUUGACAGUAAUAGUAGUGGCAGUGAUUGUAGUGACAUGAUUGUAGUGACAGUGAUUGUAGUGGUAGUGUUUGUAGUAGCAGUGAUUGUAGUAAGUGAUUGUAGUGACAGUGAUUAUAGUAGCAGAUAUAUUAGUGACAGUGAUUGUAGUGGCAAUGAUUGUAAUGAAGGUGAUUGUAGUAGCAGUGAUUGUAGUGAUUGUGGUGACAGUGAUUGUAGCAGCAGUGAUUGUAGUGACAGUGAUUGUAAUGGCAAUGAUUGUAGUGGUAUUAUUGAUUGUAUUGUCAGUGAUUGUAUUGUCAGUGAUUGUAUUGACAGUGAUUGUAGUAUUGAUUUUAUUGGCAGCGAUUGUAUUGGCAGUGAUUGUAUUGACAGUGAUUGUAGUUGCAGUGAUUGUAUUGGCAGUGAUUGUAGUAGCAGUGAUUGUAGUCACUGA